UUUUACCAAUCGUUCUCUCAAUGUUACAAUUCAGAUUGUCGAAAGAUCAUGUAUCUACCUAUUUUUUGUAUUUUUCUGUCAGUUGUCGAUUCCCUUCGAAUAUUGCAAAUUGUACCCGGUUUCACUAAUUCUCAUGUUUUAUUCAAUUACCGACUUGCAGAAACCCUCAGAUUUCUCGGUCAUGAUGUCAAAAUGUGGACUCAAAUGGAAAUGGCGAUGCUUGACACGGGAAAUAACAAACUUCCGGAAGGUGUUUCUGAAUACAGAAUACCAAUUCAUUUCACGGAUACUUUGAAAACUGAAGGAUUGAAAGUCUUCCAAUCAAUGAUGUUCGAAUCAGGAGAUGCUCAUGAUUUAUGGUGGACUGGUCAAGAAUUCAAAGAUAUGAGAGUAGAAGCAUGUGAACAAAUGCUUCGACACGAUGAAAGUGUGUAUGAAGAUUUUAGGAAAGACGGUUUUGAUGUCGCCAUUGCACAUUUCCAUGAUUUGUGUCCACUUGCAAUUGCGAAGAAAAUGAAUGUAAAAAGAGUAAUCUGGAUAACACAUGGAACAUCAAUUUACGAAUUCUCGGCUGUACAGCUUGGACUUCGAACGAUUCCAUCAACGAUUCCGCAUCCACUUUCUUCAGCUGGUUUCUCUCAAUUAUUUCUGGAUCGUGUACAAAAUACUCUUUGGCAUCUGUCACUUCUUGAUUUUGUGAAUCUUCCUCAAAAUCUUCUCGUUGACGAGAAUUUGUUCUAUCGAGAGUUCGUCGGUGCUGACCAAGAUGAUUUAUGGGAUUUAGCAAAAACCACAGUACCAUCAUUAUUAAUUAAUGGGGAUAGAAUGCUUGAUUUUCCACGACCACUUCCAAUUCAUAUCGCUUUUUCUGGAGAACUGGGAGUUAGUAAAGGAAAGAAGCUGGUUAUGGAAAAAUGGUUAGAAGAUAUAAUUGAGAAACCAUCGGAUGGACUUAUUGUAUUUUCAUUGGGAACUGUAUCAAAUACUACAAAUAUGCCAGCUCAAAUGAUUAACUCUUUCCUCGGCGCAUUCGGAAAAUUGAAGACUUACACAAUUCUUUGGAGGAUGGAAAAAUCUGUGGCGGGAGCUGAAAAGUAUGAGAAUCUGCAUUUGGUGAAGUGGUUACCGCAGAAGGAUAUUAUGAGACACCCAAAAAUGAAAUUAAUGAUUGCACAUGGAGGCUAUAAUUCUUUCUUGGAAGCUGCACAGGCUGGAAUCCCUGCUGUUCUGAUGCCACUAUUUGCGGAUCAGAAGAUCAAUGCAAAGAGAGCCCAGAGAUAUGGAAUGGCAACUGUACUGGAUAAAUUAGAUUUGACUAUCAAUAAUGUUUAUGGAGCCAUCAAGGAAGCAUUGAAACCGGAGUACUCCACAAAUGCAAAAAAACUAUCCGCGAUGCUCUCAGAUCAAGUUGCUCGAAAACCUUAUUCUGCACUCCGAUACUCUCUGAAAUUAGCAACAAGUCCGAAACCUUCUCUGUUCACACUGAAAUCUCAACAUUUAUCAUUCUUGGAAUUCCAUAAUCUUGACAUAUUUUCGAUUGUAUUGCUAACUGCGUUUAUUGUAUGUUUUUAGAGAAAACCAACUAAUUGAAAAAAAUUUGGGUAACUUAAAAAUUUGACUUUUCGAAAAAAUUGUCUUUUCGGCAAAAACAGUUGCUUGUAUGAAAUUAAAGAAAAACAACAAAACUGUAAUAAGAAGAUUUGAAAAUUCACCUGAACAC
Caenorhabditis elegans is the source of this 1720-nucleotide messenger RNA. It is a transcript of the gene ugt-60, whose product is annotated as Putative UDP-glucuronosyltransferase ugt-60. Gene Ontology annotation, molecular function: glucuronosyltransferase activity; UDP-glycosyltransferase activity. The record is from RefSeq and is marked reviewed. NCBI's taxonomy places the organism in Eukaryota, Metazoa, Nematoda, Chromadorea, Rhabditida, Rhabditidae. Bases 49 to 1572 code for a protein of 507 amino acids. The transcript is spliced from 9 exons. Gene Ontology annotation, cellular component: membrane.